UAAUUUUAUCUUUGUCUGUCUGAGUGUCGACACACCCCAUUGUACACAUUAUAUCAAGGAUAUCCGUACUUGAAAUAUGGACAUGGAUAUGAUGAAGACGAAGCUGUUAGGAUACCUACCUAAACCAACACUUUAUCCCUUCUAUGGGACACUUCUUUUAUACUUUGUGUUAUAUCAGCCCUUUAUAGGGUAUCCUCCUAUAACAUUCUUCGCCGCAUUCUUUAAAAUCCUUCCAGUGUUGUCGUUGGCAUAUUUUGUGCGGUCCACCGUCAAAGGAAAAUUGUCUGCACUUAUGGACAAUGACUAUAAGAAAUUCAUUUUCAUUGGAUUACUAACAUCCAGUCUGGGAGACGCAUUAUUAGUGGCUCGUACCGCUCUCUUCAUUCCAGGUAUGCUGGUCUUUGGUGUUGCGCAUUUGUUCUAUAUAUUGGCCUUUGAACCGUCCAGUGGCAAAAGCAGAUUACAGAAUUUGUAUAUUCUGGGAUAUUUAGCUCUUGCAGUGACAUUGCACGCAGACAUUGAUAGUUUUAUAAUGUUUUGUCUGGUGAUGGUAUAUAUGACAUUGAUCCUUGUUAUGUCUUGGAGAGCGACAAAUACAUAUGAACGAACAAAAACAUUUCCGGCACUGGCUGCAUGUGUCGGUAGCAUGUUAUUUAUUUUCUCAGAUUUCCUGAUAGCAGUUGACAAAUGGAAAUUUUCCGUACCAUUUACACAGUUUUUUGUGAUGAUAACUUAUUAUUCUGCACAAUUCUUUCUUGCUUUGAGUACAGAUAGUUAGUUAUAAAAUAUAAAAAGCUUAUAAUACAGACAAUCAAAAACAAAUUUCAAAAUAAUACUUAUACCUUAAUAUUAGCUUUUUAUUACAUCAUAAUAUGUAGCUUUAUACAUGUUAUAACAAUAAAAUCAAGUGAAAUACA
Messenger RNA from Mytilus trossulus (common blue mussel), 917 nucleotides. RefSeq names its product lysoplasmalogenase TMEM86A-like. Gene Ontology annotation, cellular component: membrane. The transcript has 2 exons. The record is from RefSeq and is a predicted model, not a curated record. The coding region runs from base 77 to 778 and encodes 233 amino acids. Gene Ontology annotation, molecular function: hydrolase activity. Lineage: Eukaryota; Metazoa; Mollusca; Bivalvia; Mytilida; Mytilidae.